AUGGCACAAGCUCAAGGUUUUGGGAGAAAAUACAUUAAAGCCUUUUUUAAAGGUUUCUUUGUUGCUGUCCCGGUAACAGUGACUUUCCUAGACAGAGUUGCCUGUGUAGCAAGAGUGGAAGGAGCAUCAAUGCAGCCUUCUUUGAAUCCUGGGGGAAAACAAACAUCUGAUGUAGUGCUUUUAAACCACUGGAGUAUUCGAAAUUACGAUGUACAACGUGGGGAAAUUGUGUCACUGGUGUCCCUGUACCGAGUCAUCUAUCUUCUGGCAAGCAGGAACUGCAAAAGAGGUUGUGCUGACAUAGAAGCUAAAUAAUCACUUUACUUUUUGGGCCUCAGUGACC
Messenger RNA from Tinamus guttatus (white-throated tinamou), 343 nucleotides. The record is from RefSeq and is a predicted model, not a curated record. NCBI's taxonomy places the organism in Eukaryota, Metazoa, Chordata, Aves, Tinamiformes, Tinamidae.